This is a messenger RNA of Aphis gossypii (cotton aphid), 1100 nucleotides long. RefSeq lists its product as uncharacterized. The record is from RefSeq and is a predicted model, not a curated record. Lineage: Eukaryota; Metazoa; Arthropoda; Insecta; Hemiptera; Aphididae. The coding region runs from base 43 to 825 and encodes 260 amino acids. The transcript is spliced from 2 exons.
UUAUAUUUCAAGUCAAAACAUACGUAAAAUAUACGUAUAAUUAUGGAUCCAACCAGUUCAAAUGAUGUUGAAUAUAAUCUAUAUCAUCAGGAUGUGUCGCCAGUAUUGUCAACGGACGAAACAUCAACUUUUGAUAUUGAAAGUCCCGGUACUGUGAAGACAAAUUUCGAGGUGGCGGUUCCGGUGGUUUAUCCAGGUGAGGAGCCGACGUUGAAACCGGCGCAUUCUACGGAGCUGAUGACGGAAGCCAUCAGUUUCGUAGAACUGGACCCCAAUGCGCCGGUUGAUACUCCAACUUGUGAAGUUGAAAUGCCCGGUCUCGAGUCGGACAAUAUUGAGGUGGCGAAGUCGGCGGUGUGCCCCGCAGAAGAAGAGACGUUGUCACUGGCGCAUUCCACGGAGCUGAUGACGACGGAAGUCAUCAGUUUCGUGGAAGCGGAUACUAAUGCGCCGGUUGAAACUUCGACUUGUGUUAUUGAAAUAUUCGGUCCCAACAUGGAAAAUGUUGCGGUGGCUGCAACGCCCGCGGUGGCUGCACCGCCCGCGGUGGCUGCACCGCCCGCGGUGGUGAGCCUCACGGAAGUACAGGCAUUGUCGUCAGGCGAGAAAAGAAGUGACAAACAAACAUCUAAUAUUGACAAGGACGUCUUGGUUCCGUUAGAAAAGAAAAAGAGUCGAUUCUUGUCGGCCCUGCGGAGAGGUCUCCGCAGGGUCUUCAAGACCAUCUGCUGUUGUGGGUGCAGUGCGGCUUCAUCAGGCGAGGAAGAUUAUGGAGAUGAAUUUACCCACGAAAUCGAAGCAUUUAAUGAGAGAUUAUCAGUUUAAGGAAAACUUAACUAUUAUUCAUCGAAACUAUUACCGGUCAAAUUAUAUUUUAUCAGUGGUCGCAUUCGUUCAACUCUCACGAACGCCAUCGGUUCUCUCCCCCCCCCCUUUGUUUAUCCAUCUAUCCUGUAACAAUAGCUUUUAAGUACAUCUUAUAAUGAUUGAUUUUGGUUAGUUAAUAUUUAUUUGUUCAUUGUUAUGAAUAUUACUUUUGUUAUAUUAUAAAUAACAUUUUUUGUGUACAAAAUAAAAAGAUUUUGUUUUUCAUUUAUUCA